CCUACAGUAAACUUCACAUGGCGUAAGCCAAAGCAAACCCUCCCAUCCGUUGACCGGGCCAUUAGAGGUUGGAUCAGGAAUUCCUGUCUGACACCGUUGCUAGCGAAUGGCUGGACAACAUGGCGGAUCCGCGGGACGUUCAAACUGCCAAGCGAAACGGGAGCGUCGGGUCGUUCUCGUCACCCGGUUCCGCCGUGGCAAUGGAGAUAAAACGGAAGAAAAUACGAAAGAGUUCCUUAUUCGUUGAAACAGAGAAUAAUACCAUACAAGAAAAGCUUGAGUUUGAGAUGCGCAUGCGAGAGGGGGCCUACAAGCUGCUGCUCGCCUGCAGUAAGAGAGAACAGGUUCUGAACGCUUCCAAGAACCUGCUGACCUGCAACGCCAGGAUCAAGGCCUACCUCACUGAGCUGCGGAGGAAAACGGAGCAGCAGGACCUGAUGGAAGCAUUCAGGGGACCUUCAGAUCCAGAUUCAGACAGCCGCAUGCCCUGUAAUGGGACAAUUGCAUUGUCUGGGUUACGUAUUCCUUUGUUGUGGAGAGACUCUGACCACUUCAAUGACAGAGGGAGCUCUCGCCGAGUUGCAGUGUUCUGUCUGAUGCAGAUGGGUUCUCAAGUGUUUGACACAGAGAUGGUGGUGGUGGAUAGAUCAGUCACUGACAUCUGUUUUGAAGGAGUCACUGUCUUUAAAGAAGCAGUUCCUCAGUUUGAGCUUAAGGUGGAGCUGUGGAGCUGUGCACUAGAGGAAGAGCUCAUGUUGGUAAAAACACCAAAGAAACUGGCAAAGAAGCUGCGGAACUCCUUUGGAAAAACUGCUGGGAAGAAGCUCUGCCCUCUGCUGAACACUCCAGACCCUGACACCUUCCUGCAGCAAAACCCAAUACCCUCUGGAGCCAGAUACAACCUCCUGGCGUACACAACACUGUGUCUGCCUGAGGCUGAAGGCAGCUUUCAGUCCCACUCCCUCAUUGUCCUCCAAAACGCUGACUGGUCAUCUUGGCUUCCACUUUAUGGCAACCUCUGCUGCCGGUUGGUGGCCCAGCCUGCUUGCAUGACACAAAGCAUGAUGAGCGGCUACCUGAGCCAGAAGCAAACUGUGGAGGGACUGAAACACUGCUGCAGGCUUUACUGUGUCUUGAGUGCUGGAUUUCUGUCAUGCUACUUCACCCCAGAAGAAAUUGAUGCUAAAGUGCAACCUACUCUUAUAAUACCCAUCAACAAGGAAACUCGGAUUCGUGUAAUGGAGAAGGAAUCAGCAGGGCAGAGAUCCAGGGAUCUGUACAUGAACAACCCAUCUCUAGAGGGAUCUCAGACCAUCAUCUUCACCACAGAUACAGAGGAGGAGCUGGAGGAGUGGCUGGAGGCCCUUUACCAGCAUCUCUAUGAUCAGGGCCAGUGGCUGCAUUGCUGCAACCAGCUAAUGAAGAUCGAGGUCGUAUCACCACGGAAACCAUCACUCUUCCUCACUAAGCAGGCAGACUCUGUUUACAACGACCUCAGUAUAAAUUCUCCAGGCAAGUUUGAGGGUAUUACAGAUAUUAUCCACAAGAAGAUAGAGGAGACAGAUGGCCAUUUUCUGAUUGGUCAUGAAGAGAAGGAGGUGGCUAAUUGGUCCACUCUGUUUGAUGGCUCCCAUUCAAUUAUAGUGCAGAAGAGUGUUCUGUCCCAGAGCAGAACCUCCACCCCAUGUGCAAGUCCCAACUCCAACACCUGUUCUACAUCCAGCAGCAACAAGAAACGGCGUGCCCCACCCCCUCCUCCUAACCAAGAGCCCUAUGUGCCAUCCACUUGCCCGACCAAGCCUCCCCUUCCUACUCCUCUUCGUCCUCCUCCUCCUCUUCCAUACCAGGAGAAGGAGAACUCCGGCAUUUGCACUUCACGUCCGACCACAAGAUCCAAAACCGGCAGGCCCUCUUUGGAUGCCAAGUUUUCUGCCAUCAUCCAGCAGCUCCAACGUAACAGUGCUGGAGGAGCUGGAGCCCUCAGUCGGAAAAAUGCUCCUCUUCAGUCUCAGCCCCCUGUCCAGCAGCUCGAGGACCCCAACCACCAUGCCCACACCUCUGAAACCACAGCUGACAGUGGCUUUGUCAGACCCAGUUAUGGCCUUGGUCCAGUUCCUGCACCAAGGAGCAAACUGAGGAAGUCUUUCCGAGAGCGGAUGAACCUUAAAGCCUUGUGACCUCAACCUUCUGUCAUAUUCAGGUUUGAACAUUUCGCCCUACUAUACCACUAAUACAAAUAACUGCGGUUAAAAGUACAACAGAGCUGAGUAACUGUUAAAAUCACUGUGGAUUUAUCACCACAGUGAAUUUGACUGUAUCUCAGCAGCAAUACUGUGGUAAUAUUUUCUUAAUACGUUUUUUUGUGAUCUAACUUGUUUAUUAGUAAGCAAUAGGCCGAUGGUCUCACCUCUGAGAGAGCUUUACUUGCCAUCUCUUACCCCUACUUCAUAUUGAGUGGUUCUUCCUUAUAGGUGAUGCCAAUCAUCUUAUUCUCAAAAAGUAAGCUUAUUUCACACACUCCUUUACCCUAAAAAAAGGAUGGUAUGGCAUAGUGAAACAGAUAAGUUAACCAUCUCCAUCAUGACAAAGCAAAACAGAAUUGACACAUUUAUAUCACAAGAUCAAUAUUUUGAAUUCAUCUUUGUAGCUGCUCCUUUCAUUUAUAAACUUUUCACGCACAGAUAACCAAUAGAUGGAAUGUGGAGCAUGUUGGCUUAAGAUCUGCCAUCAUCUAUCUAACUAAUAUGGAAAUGUUUAUUUCUCAGCUCUGUGGCUGGAACAUGCACUGAAGAAAACACAUUUGCAAAAGCACUCAAAUUGGAACUGAUCCACUGACCCACUGUGGAGGAGUCAUUGCUUUUGGAACUUAUUCCAUUUACAGUGAAUACUUUAUGACCACUAAAGAUAAUCUUAGGGAGAAGGGUUUUAGGAGCAGUUUUAGGCAGUGAUGUGAUUUCCUAGAUGUCUUAAUAAUGGAGUGGCCUUACUUUUCCGUGGCUACACUCCAUAGCGCUGCAGCUCAUAAAUGCUGUGAAUAUAAUUGGAUGAAUGAGUCUUUUGAGUGGUGAAAACAAUGAAUAGCCUUGUGUUUGUGUUUUGAACACACCCAGUACUGUUAAGCGCCAAACAUUUUAGAGCAUUCAGUGAAUUACACAGUUUCCAAAACAUCACAUUUGAAAACAUUAGCUGAAAUAUUUGGAUGAAACCCUGUUAUAAAAGCUGCAGUCACAUUUUGUUUUUCAUUUCCCUCUAAGGAAGGUGGAGGGUGCAGAUGUGGGAGGAGGAGGAUUUAGUUUGGGACCGAACAAGAGAAUGUCACUGAGUGCUGCCACUGUGUAUAGUUCAGUGUUGAGAGGCUUUUUUUCAUAUAAUGUGCACUCAAACUAAGUGAUUAUAACUAACAACAACAGGCGUCUAAGCAUGCUAACAAUAAAGAACAUUAAAUAGCUUACUGUAAUAUUUAGGUUCAUUAUUUUGGAGAUAAUUUUAAUGAACUUUGAAUAAGUUGCUUGUGGAUGUUAAGCCUGAGGUGAUCUAAGGGUGCACAUCCACUCAGUAGUCUCUUUGAUCAAAGCCAAACUAAUGCAACAAAUUUAAUUAUUGACUUUAUACUGUCCUUUUUAUUUCCCUCUUCCACAUGAAAGCAGAAUAUUGUGGCUCUAUAUGUUUAAUUAUAUUAUAUAUUAAAUGCUCUUCAUACUUAAGUUCUUUCAUCUCAAUUUUAAGAAAAAAAUAAGUAGACUUCAAGAGGCUGUUGUUAAUUACUAUGACCAUAGGUGGUAAUGCUUCGUAGUAAUCUUGGCACUUGUUUAAUUUGUAGUGUACUGAUAAAAGUGUAUCGUGUCCUGUUUUUAUUCUGUUCCCUUCCUGCUCCCUAUUCACGGUGUGUUGGAAGCAAACUAUUUUUUAUUGCUGAUCUGCAAUAAAAUGACCUACAUUCUA
Molecule: messenger RNA, 3942 nt
Organism: Betta splendens (Siamese fighting fish)
Lineage: Eukaryota; Metazoa; Chordata; Actinopteri; Anabantiformes; Osphronemidae
Gene: rtkn2
Product: rhotekin 2
Exons: 13
Coding region: 120-2177 (685 amino acids)
Biological process (GO): hemopoiesis; positive regulation of cell population proliferation; signal transduction
Source: RefSeq, a predicted model, not a curated record